Lactuca virosa is the source of this 1035-nucleotide messenger RNA. NCBI's taxonomy places the organism in Eukaryota, Viridiplantae, Streptophyta, Magnoliopsida, Asterales, Asteraceae. The record is from the annotation of a GenBank genome assembly.
AUGUUGUCGUUUUAUAUUUGCUACAUCAACUGGAAUCUUACCCAUGAAGAGUCUCCCCCACGGCAACAUAGUCCACCUAUUGUUUCCUCGCCUCCUCGAAGAAAGAAGUAUAAUUCGGAAACGUCUUCGACUGAAUUUGCCACAAAUGCUUCUUCCUCGCAACAGCAUGAAAUAGAAAGAACUUAUAUGUCAAGCGACACGUCAACAAGGUCGGGAAAGAAGAAGAAGAUGAGAACAAAGGAAUUAAUGAAGCGUCUACUAGGCAUUGUGGCUGACUUAACUUCUAAUGUAGACCGUGUAUUACAGAAAAAAGAUGAACCAGAUACAGGGUUUGGAGAGGAGGAGGACAUGGUAAAUGAAGAGGAGGAAGAAAUAUAUUACCAUGUGACUCCUAUUGUUAGGCCGCAACGAAAGAAUGGUGUUGCAUGGUAUCAGCGGACGCCGUUCACAGUGAAAAUCACCCAAACAAUGAAAAAAAAAGCAAUGGAGAGUCCUGAAAAAGAAAAUGAAGACAUUGUGAAUGAAGAGAGUAAUGAUGUUUCAAAUCAUCUCCCGUUGGACAGUCUUCAUACUGCUACAAAUGGUGUUGGAGGCUAUCCUAAAUGGAAGGAUGUGGAUAUGGUUCUAUUCCCCAUAAACAUUAUUGGUGUCCAUUGGUUUUUGGUAGUGCUACAUCUAAAUACCUGGAAAGUACACAUUUAUGAUUCAGCACAAUCUAUGAAUUUCUUCUCAAAGUACUUGACUAGUGGAGAAUUCAAAAGUUUUGGAGAUAGUAUUAUCUCAGAGCUAGAUGUCAUUGAGUAUUGGAACGAUUUCCCAUAUGGAUACAAAGACAACACAACUGUGGAGUUUGUUGAUACGAUAGAUGCGCCACAGCGGGAAUAUAUUCAAGAUAGAGGGGAUUGUGGAGUAUUCGUAUGCAUGUUUAUGGAAAUGAUUGUUUCGGGGGUACCGGUGAAGAUUGAUAAGCCAUGUAAAGAUGCGGGAUUUCUCUACAAAAAUAGGAUGACAAAUAUUAUUUGGGAUACUAUAUAA